This is a messenger RNA of Cryptomeria japonica (Japanese cedar), 822 nucleotides long. Its product is annotated as RING-H2 finger protein ATL72-like. Gene Ontology annotation, biological process: protein ubiquitination. Lineage: Eukaryota; Viridiplantae; Streptophyta; Pinopsida; Cupressales; Cupressaceae. Bases 1 to 822 code for a protein of 273 amino acids. The transcript has a single exon. Gene Ontology annotation, molecular function: transferase activity. The record is from RefSeq and is a predicted model, not a curated record.
AUGACUCCGCAGACCUCCCCUCCUUCCACUCCCAUACUUCCUGACCUACCGCGCGUAAAUAUCCCAUUUCCAGGCUCCCCAGAGCCUGUAAGGCCCUACGAACUCAGCCCCGCACUCGUCUUCAUCAUAGGAGCCCUGGGGAGCAUAUUACUGGUCGUCGGCUAUUACCAGAUAAUGCUCAAGUAUUGCUCUUCUGUAGAACGCCUUGUCAGCAGAAGAACUAACAGGCACUCCAGGAUUCGUACGAGCAAUGAGGGCCCGAUUUCGAACACUGGUCUCGAUCCAUCAAUGAUUGCUAGAAUACCCGUCCGCCCAUAUAACAGCAAGGAUGCCGAUUUGGGCACGGAAUGCUCUGUCUGUUUAGCAGAAUUCACCGACGGGGAGGCGGUCAGAGUUCUGCUCAAAUGUCGGCACGCGUUUCACAUCCCAUGCAUUGGCAUCUGGCUGCAUCGGCAGUCCACUUGUCCGGUUUGCAGAGCCGACGUUGCCAUGGAUUUUCUUAACCUAAUUCACUCUCCUCGCAAGGACGAACAACGCCCAGUUAUCGAAUCGCUGGCCCAAUCCAGUUCCUUACCGUUGAAUGGGAUUUCACAACCGGUGAAUGCAAAUGCCGAUCGACAUGCAAGGUCGUUAAGCCGUGGUGAGUUUCCAGAGACGGAGUCAUCGAGUUCUCAGUGGUACCGCCGUUCUGUAUGGAGUAGGCGCGUUACUUCGCCGUCGCGGGUCAGAUUGUAUGGAGGUGAGCCUUCGGACCAUAAUAGAAACAAUGGGUUUUCUUCGCAUGAGGUGGUGAUAGAUCUGGGUGAACCUUCACAUAGAUAA